AUGAAUCACGUGCAUAAAGUGAGAUUCUUGUAUAAAACAAUCCUUCGGUUGCAUCGCGGCUUGCCAGAGGCUUUGCGAGAGUUGGGGACCAACUACGUUAAAGAUGAAUUCAAAAGACACAAAACAUGUUCUCCAAAUGAGAGCCAACAGUUUAUGAACGAAUGGGCAGAAUAUGCGCUUAAUUUGGCAAACCAGUUAGGAGUUCGAGGAAAGCCAGGGCAUAUUGGAAUGAUUGGAGAGGAUUUGUCCGAUGAUCAGUUAAAUUUCUUCCGAGAAGAACAAAUUGCUCAGCUCUACGAACUGUUGCAAGAAGCCAAACGAUAAUGUUGGAAUGCACACAAACGAUUUUGGCAUCUCUGGAAAAAAGGCAUCACAAUCGAAUUUUUCUUUGAUUUCCGUCAAAUAGACACGGUGACAACGUUCAGAAUCCAUGGCUUCCAUGUAUACGCUGUUUCCGCCUACCACCCAAAUG
Molecule: messenger RNA, 472 nt
Organism: Anopheles nili
Lineage: Eukaryota; Metazoa; Arthropoda; Insecta; Diptera; Culicidae
Gene: Sdhaf3
Product: succinate dehydrogenase assembly factor 3, mitochondrial
Exons: 4
Coding region: 1-324 (107 amino acids)
Biological process (GO): mitochondrial respiratory chain complex II assembly; succinate metabolic process
Cellular component (GO): mitochondrion; mitochondrial intermembrane space
Source: RefSeq, a predicted model, not a curated record